GCCCCGGGGCGUGGCCUCGCCCAGGUAUGUCGAGCCGCUUGGGUUUCACUGAAACUUACCCAGUUCUAGCGAGGCGCUCGCAGAGGCUCCAGCUGGGGGCCGGUGAGACGGUGGCUGGCUUUCUCUCCGAGCGGCAAGUGAGACUGAGUUUCCAACUGGUAGCAGCGAAUUCCCUGCCCGCCCGGCGUGGGGGCUGCUGGCAGGAUGCGAAGCCUGAGCGCAGGGUGGCUGCUGGGGGGCGUCAUCCUGCUGGCGGCCUCUGUCUCCUGCAAUCGCACGGUCCUAGGAACCAGCAGACCCUCUAAAGGAAGAAGCCUCAUUGGUAAGGCUGAUAACACACCCCCUAUCACUGGGAAAGGAGCAACCGUGGAACCAGGCUUUUCCGUGGAUGAAUUUUCUGCUUCUGUCCUCACUGGGAAAUUGACUACUGUCUUUCUUCCGGUUGUCUACACGAUCGUGUUUGUGGUUGGUUUGCCAAGCAAUGGCAUGGCCCUGUGGGUCUUUCUUUUCCGAACGAAGAAGAAGCAUCCCGCUGUGAUUUACAUGGCCAAUCUGGCCUUGGCGGACCUCCUCUCUGUUAUCUGGUUCCCUUUGAAGAUCGCCUAUCACAUACAUGGCAACAACUGGGUUUACGGGGAAUCUCUUUGCAAGGUACUCAUUGGCUUUUUAGGCAACAUGUACUGCUCCAUCCUCUUCAUGACCUGCCUCAUGCAGAGGUACUGGGUCAUUGUGAAUCCCAUGGUGCACCCCAGCAAGAAGGCAAACGUUGCCAUCGGCGUCUCCCUGGGAAUAUGGCUGCUGAUUCUGCUGGUGACCAUCCCCCUAUAUGUCGUGAAGCAGACUCUCUACAUCCCAGCCCUUCACAUCACAACCUGUCAUGACGUCUUGCCCGAGGAGGUGUUGGUAGGGGACAUGUUCAAUUAUUUCCUCUCUCUGGCCAUCGGAGUCUUCCUGUUCCCCGCCUUCCUCACGGCCGCUGCCUACGUGCUGAUGAUCAGGACGCUGCGGUCUUCUGCCAUGGACGAAAACUCAGGAAAGAAGAGGCAGCGAGCCAUCAAGCUCAUCAUCACCGUCCUGGCCAUGUACCUGAUCUGCUUCACUCCUAGUAACCUGCUGCUCGUGGUGCAUUACUUCCUGAUUAAAACCUGGGGCCAGAGCCACGUCUAUGCCUUGUACAUUGUCGCCCUCUGCCUCUCCACCCUCAACAGCUGCAUCGACCCCUUUGUCUAUUACUUCAUUUCAAAAGACUUCAGGGAUCAUGCAAAGAACGCUCUUCUUUGUCGGAGUGUCCGGACUGUGAAGCAGAUGCAGGUAUCCCUCUCAUCAACUAAAUUCUCGAGGAAAUCCAGCUCUUACUCUUCAAGUUCAACCAGCGUUAAAACUUCCUAUUGAGUUUUCCAGCUCUUCCGAUGGAGGGUAUGCGCGAGGAUUUGGAGCCUGUUUAAUGUUAUGGGGAUGUUUCUGUUUUUUCCUAACCAAGCAGGUCUCACCCCCUACUGUGUAUAUGCAGCAUCUCUUAGGCUUCCUGGAAGCGUCCCUGUUUGCAUGAGGAAAGUCCCCCAAAUUAACGUAGAUGUCAGUUUCAGAAUUCCUCUACUCAGGUGCUCCCAGAAAUGGGACUGAUGGAAUUUUUAGAUGGUAGAGAAGGUAGAACCCCAAUGAUUUGCAAAAACUAGCCUUGGCGUGAAGACUAAGUUCUUUGCUGAAACUACAUUUCUCUUAUAUCUGGGGUCAGUCAGAGCCACGUUAGGAAGUAAGGGUGAUCAGAGAUGAUGGGUCCAAGUGAUUGGCUUUACAGAUGAGAAAACUCAAAAGUGAGGAAGCCGCCCAGAAUCAGGUUUGCAAGCAAUGGCAGCAAGUCAGUACUGGACAUUAGAGUUUGAAUGGUUAAUGCGGUUCUUGUACCAUCUCCUCAGAAUCAUUGUGGAUCUUGUUGAAAAAUGCAGAUUCAGGAAUUCCUGCUGGAGCACAGUGGGUUAAGGAUCCAGCACUGCCACAAAUGUGGUGCAGGUUGCAGCUGUAGCUUGGAUUCUGGCCCGGGAACUUCCACAUGCCUCGGGCAUGGCCGAAAAAGAAACAAAAAUGCAGAUUCAUCAGAUGCAGGAAUCAGAGCUCAGAGUCUGGGGACGUGGACCGGGAACCUACAUUUUAACAAGCCUGCCUCAUGCACAGCAAAGUUUGGGAACCACUGGUCCGGGUACUGUUUCCAUUUGGCAAGAGGCCAUAGUAAUUUUUGAAAAGAGAAGCAAGUGGUAUGCUUUGUGCCUCGUUCAUGAUCAGCUAAUAAUGAAAUCUGUUGUCUUAUUAGGACUUUCGGUUAUUUCUUCAUUAAUCCUUUGAGUUUUUGUAUGUAUCAUGGUCACUUCAUGGAAAAUAUAGUGAGGAUUUUAAAUGUGGAAAAAUAAAUUUUGUGUAAUUUUUACUGACUUCAGUGAAAUUUCAGGUUGUCUGAGCAAAAGACUGUUUCACAACUAAGACUAGCACUUACCACUUAAUAUUUUAAAAAAAUUGUUAUUGGGGUAUUUAUGGUCACUUUUUUUGACCUGUUAUCAAAUAUAAAAUUCUAAAACCAUCACUGGGUUUGAACAACAUCUGUUUGAAAAAGAACACUAAAAUAGAAGUGAUGUGCAGUGUAACUUUUUUUUUUUUGAUCUUUUUGGCUUUUAAGGGCCACACCCACAACAUAU
This is a messenger RNA of Phacochoerus africanus (Common warthog), 2687 nucleotides long. RefSeq names its product F2R like trypsin receptor 1 (gene F2RL1). Gene Ontology annotation, cellular component: membrane. The record is from RefSeq and is a predicted model, not a curated record. Gene Ontology annotation, biological process: phospholipase C-activating G protein-coupled receptor signaling pathway; thrombin-activated receptor signaling pathway; positive regulation of Rho protein signal transduction. NCBI's taxonomy places the organism in Eukaryota, Metazoa, Chordata, Mammalia, Artiodactyla, Suidae. Gene Ontology annotation, molecular function: thrombin-activated receptor activity.